Leguminivora glycinivorella is the source of this 760-nucleotide messenger RNA. RefSeq lists its product as uncharacterized. NCBI's taxonomy places the organism in Eukaryota, Metazoa, Arthropoda, Insecta, Lepidoptera, Tortricidae. Bases 52 to 507 code for a protein of 151 amino acids. The transcript has 3 exons. The record is from RefSeq and is a predicted model, not a curated record.
AGUCAGUUUUAUCAAAUGCAUAGAAUUUAGGUUUUUAUACGAAACUUUACUAUGGAAUUUUUUGGAUUAACCUUGUAUGGUCCACAAAACUAUAUAGCGGAUCUUAUAAAGGAAGGAUAUAAAGAACCAGUGUGUAAAGAACAAGUUGAGCCUCUUAUGCAAAGUAUAAUAAGUAAUUCUACUUGCCCUGAGAAGAUUCAGAGACCUGAUGUAUCCGUCAUCAGAUUAAUCGAUUGUUAUAUUGGCCGAGUCAACGGCUUCGCAUACGGUUCUAUACAGAGGUUCAAUAAAAUGAAGCGUAAGGGAGUCAUUAAACCAGCGGGUCCAGCGGAUAUUUACCGACUCCCACCGACGACAUCUGUAGAAAUCGGUUGGUUUCAAUGCGAUCCAGCUUUAGCAAAUGAAACGUGGUACGAAACUAAUCCAAGAUUCCCCGCACCGGUAUCUCCUACUUCUUUGAUCUUCGACGUAGUACGGAAAAAUGAUAAAUAUGCAAGACUGUUUUGAGUGAACAAUAUUGGAUUCGAGGAAUUAUUGACUGCUAAAUACUUUAACGAUUUAUCUUAUGUAUGAUUACAUAACUUCAUAAAUCACUUAAGACGGUAAAGUGACGCUUUAAAGAAUAUCAGUUCAUUAGGUACUAUUCCGUCACCGAGGAUUACCCGUUUUGCGACUGUAAAAAUAAAUAGUAUCCUGUAACGAACUAAGCCGAUGAUUGUGCUAGGAUACGAAAUAUCUGAUAAUUGACGUGGUAGGGCCA